AAAGUAUUUUGAUGUGUCUGUGCACUUAUAUAUAUUAAGGGUGUCCAGGUCUACAAUCCCACAGGAGGAAAGCAUCCUUCCCAACCAACACCUUUCCUGAGCUUUCUGCCCCAGGAGGCUGACUUUCUACAAGCAUGAAGCCUACAAUAUGUUUCCUCCUCAUCUUCAUCUCCCUUCUCCAUCUGAUGACCUCAGUGAACACUCAGUCCUCCAAAGACUCAUCAGGGAAUAUAAAGAUCCGGAAAGCUCUCAGUGGUAAAGGUCACCACUGGGGGCCUAAGAAACUCUCCUGCCUUAGUGUCCAAAAAUCAGGCAGAUGGGCUUCCUGUCCUGAGGGGAUGGCUGUCACUGGUUGUGCUUGUGGCUAUGGUUGUGGAUCAUGGGAUGUCCAGAAUGGAAAUACUUGCCACUGCCAAUGCUCGGUCAUGGACUGGACCACCGCCCGCUGCUGCCAACUGGCCUGAGAAUGAGGAGACUGACAAUCCAGUUUUUAAAUUAUGACCAUAUUGAAACCAUGGUCUCAACCAGGAAACCUGACUCACUGUCUUCAUAAUGAAUACAUAUUACCCUAUAAUUCUUCCUGGGCAAUAAAGACAGAGAUGUACCUGUGCA
Mesocricetus auratus (golden hamster) is the source of this 612-nucleotide messenger RNA. Its product is annotated as resistin-like beta. The transcript has 4 exons. Gene Ontology annotation, cellular component: extracellular region. Gene Ontology annotation, molecular function: hormone activity. The coding region runs from base 135 to 464 and encodes 109 amino acids. NCBI's taxonomy places the organism in Eukaryota, Metazoa, Chordata, Mammalia, Rodentia, Cricetidae. The record is from RefSeq and is a predicted model, not a curated record.